CGUCGUCCCCUUUCUUCGUUUUCGUUUUCAUUAUCUUUCAAACCCUCCGGAUAGUGGCACUCCUCCCGAUCGUGCUUGAACUUGAGGUCAUGCUGGGUAAUUUUGACUUCUGCGCGCUAAUGACGGGCGCAGGAAGUCUGGAUGAAGGUAGCGCUCCGCCGGUGGGACGGGGCAGCCCCGAGGCCAUGCCCACAGUCGCAAAGCGCGAUGGCGGGCGCAAGGCUAUUUGAUGCAGCAGUGGUAUUAGAUGCGGUCGGUAUCUUCACUGGCGGAGCCUUGCUAAGCGAUGACGCGGUAGGCUUCAACAACCUUGAUUUGAGGGUCCCGCUGGGUAGUUUUAUUGUCUGUGCAGGUCGGGAGGGCAUGUACGUCUCAACGGGUGAACGGGGAGGCUCGGUAGCUUUUGUGCGCAGACCGAGGACGCUUGUGAGUUUGCCCUUCAUACCCAGUGUAGGGUGCGCACCCUCUUCAGGCUUGCAAAACAUACUCGCCUUAAGGUCGGCAGGCAUCAGCCCCGGAGGGGGGCGGCGCACACCCGUUAGUAUUGGUUUGUGGAUCGGGGCGGGAAACACAGUCGGUGCCACCUGCUCCUCUGCACUACUUCCAGCAGACGACGAGCUCGCACUAGACAGGGAAGUUGACCUGUCAUGUGCUUUGGACCGCUUCACGAUGCGAAGCGCAUGUACUGGAGCUGCGGGAACUGGUGCAACGAGUGCCUGUGAAAUCCUCGGUGGUGUCACUGUUGGCGCUGAAGGAGAAUGGAUCGGGGAUAAAGGUGCAGACGCCUUCAGCGACUCAGAGACUUCAUCCCCGGGUGCAGUAACAAUGGGUGGUCGGAGGGAGGGCGACGACAAUUUCAUUCCCGGAGACAAGCUGCUCCGUCUUGUCGUCAAUCUCAGCGGCUGCAGGGGGAGCUGAUACAAUGCCAUGAAAAAGGGAAGAAUAUUUCAAAGGUACGAACG
Suillus subalutaceus is the source of this 962-nucleotide messenger RNA. RefSeq lists its product as uncharacterized. The record is from RefSeq and is a predicted model, not a curated record. Lineage: Eukaryota; Fungi; Basidiomycota; Agaricomycetes; Boletales; Suillaceae. The transcript has a single exon. Bases 142 to 918 code for a protein of 258 amino acids.